UAGUUUAAGGUAAACAUAAAUUUGUCCGCUGCAUAUUAAACCAUACUCCAAGAAUAGUUGGUUUUCUGGAAAUACAAUUAAAAAAAUACGUUCACUUUAUAAAAUGCGGUUUAAUCCCUCCUUAGUGACUUUUAGCUAUUUAGUGUGCAUCAUCCUGGCAAUAAAAGCGUCAUCCGAGGAUGAUUUGGCUUCUGACGAAAUUGUGAAAUCUAAAGGAGAUGAGAAAGGUGGCCUACUUUCGCUGGACGAGCGUGUGACGAAACCAACCAUUAUCGGAGAAGAUAACUCCAUAGUAGAGUUGGAAACGGAAAUUGAUUACUUUUCAGUUUUGGCGAAAUUCAAGAAUUUUAAAGGUGAAGUUCUCGAAAAAAAUGUCUGCCUCCUGACCACAGACGCCUUAAAAUUUCUCCUGAAAGGAAAAUGGAUCGCUCUGGCGGUAAAAUGUGAACCAAUUUGCACAUUUUCACCUGAGGAAGUCGCCCAUUUAAGACAAUCUGAAUUAACUGAUGUCAAUCUUAAAUCUGCCGUUUGGAAUUGCAUCCGCGAUAAUUAUUUAAAAGAUUACGAAGCCUUCAAAAAGUUGCAUGAAUAUUUGGUCUAUAUGCAGGCGAAAAUUGAUAAGAGUGAAAGUAGUAAGGAUAAGAGUAAGGAUCCUGAUACAGAACGUGAUGAGAGUGAAACAAAUAGUAAGAAUAAUGAUGGAAUUGAACGUGAUGAACUGUAAUCAAUAUAAUUUGGUAAUAAAAUUGUCACCGAAGUAUUAAGGAUCUAAAUGAUAAUUCAUUAAAAAUCUUCAAAAAAUG
This is a messenger RNA of Folsomia candida, 803 nucleotides long. RefSeq lists its product as uncharacterized. The record is from RefSeq and is a predicted model, not a curated record. The transcript is spliced from 2 exons. Bases 104 to 724 code for a protein of 206 amino acids. NCBI's taxonomy places the organism in Eukaryota, Metazoa, Arthropoda, Collembola, Entomobryomorpha, Isotomidae.